Molecule: messenger RNA, 261 nt
Organism: Komagataella phaffii GS115
Lineage: Eukaryota; Fungi; Ascomycota; Pichiomycetes; Pichiales; Pichiaceae
Exons: 2
Coding region: 1-261 (86 amino acids)
Biological process (GO): fatty acid metabolic process
Molecular function (GO): long-chain fatty acyl-CoA binding
Source: RefSeq, a predicted model, not a curated record
AUGGUAUCCCAAGAAUUUAACGAUAAAGCCGAAGCUGUGAAGAACCUCAAGACCAAGCCCAACAACGAUGAGCUCCUCAAGUUGUACGGACUGUUCAAACAAGCCACAGUUGGUGACAACACCACUGAAAAGCCAGGAGUCUUUGACUUCAAAGGAAAGGCUAAAUGGGAAGCUUGGGACAAGCUGAAGGGCACUUCCCAGGAGGAAGCUGAACAGGAGUACAUUGCUUACGUUGGCGAUUUAGAAGACAAGUACAACUAA